Molecule: messenger RNA, 1855 nt
Organism: Paramecium sonneborni
Lineage: Eukaryota; Ciliophora; Oligohymenophorea; Peniculida; Parameciidae
Source: the annotation of a GenBank genome assembly
AUGCAAUAGACAUAAUUCUUUGGAAAAAGAAUUAAGCUACAAUAAAUUAGUUUGACAGGGAAUUAUGAAUCUCCUCCUCUACCAACACUUCCAAAUAUUUAAGGAUUAUUUUCACCUAGAUUGGUUACUCAAAAGGAAACCCUCUAAUCGCCAAGAAAAAAGGUUUAUACUAAGCCAAAUUAAAACAGUAAGACUAAUGUACCUGCAAUCUCACAAUCUUCAAGAAAUUUAGAUGGAUUUAACAUAACAUAAUAAUUUUCAUUAUCUCCUUGUAAAAGCUAUAGACCAAGUAUGCGUUGUUUGACACCUCAUGAAAUUAACUUUAGAAAAAAUCUUGAUCAUAUUUAUAUUGUUAAACAACCAACAAAUGAUAUAAGCUAAUUAAAAAUUAUGCAAAUGAGUAGAUCAAAAGUAAAUAGUAAAUACAAGGAAGAUGAUAUUUAUUUAAAAAAGAAGAAGUUAAUACUUGAAGCUUAAAUAGCUUUAGGUGCUACUAGACUUCAUAAUUAAUUAGCCAUAUUUGAUUAUCAAUAAAUUAACUUUUUUGAGGAAAUUCCACAAAACUGCAAACUAGUAUUUUUGGGUAAUAAAUCAAUUAUGGAUUUUUGGGAAAUUUUAUUUGCUUUUCAUAGUAUUGAAUUCUAAAUUGAGAGACAAAAUUAAAUUUUGAACAUUAUAUAAUAUAUUAAUUCUACAGAUGAACUUCUUAAAUUUUUAUAAGAUAAAGAACUAUUUUAAGAAGUAAUUGAAAGCAAUGAUAUUUGUAGUCCUAUGGAAAAUUUAAUUAUUCCAACAACAGCAAGACCUAAAUAAUAAUAAUUUUAGAAGUCUAAUACUUCAAAUGAUUUAUAAUAAAAAUUUGAUUAAAGUUUAAAAAAAUAGAUGCAUAUUUUAAAAACUGAAGAAAAUGAAGAAAUAUAAUUGAUAAGAAAUAGAUUAGAUGAAAGUUUAAAAGAUUAUAAAAUGGAAGUAAAAUCUGAAACAAUUUAAGAUAUUUUGGAAAAAUAAGGUUUAAAUAAAAAUAUAAAAUAAAACUAAAAAAAAUGUAAAAUAACAUAAAUAGAUAGAUUUAAAACUGUCUAAUUUUAAAAGUUAAUGUAGUACAAUAGCGAAAACAUAAACUAAAAAUCAAACAUACAAAAAUUAAUUUACUAAGUUUCCUUUAUAUAUAGCAUAAUCACAACCAUUAGCUACAUAUUAUAAUAUUCCAAAAUUAAUGGAAAAAACUGGUUUAAAUAGAAGCGAAAUACAUGAAAUAUAUUCAAGAUAUAAAGCAUUAUUAAGUUUUGAAUGUACAUAAAUACCAGGAAUGACAAAAGAAAGUAUAAAAUAAAUAUAAAUGUAGUGCUACCAAAUGGAAUAAGUAGAGAUUCAUUUGCUGCAGGUUUAAAUGAAUUAUCAAUGGCUCCAGCAGGAGUGAUUGAUUAAUUAUUUAAUUUGUUUGCAGUAGAAAAUAGUUUAGAUUUUGAAGGUUUUCUUUAAAUUAUAAAUUUAAUUACAGCUAAGAGUAAUGAUAAAAAAAUUGAAUUAAUUUUAAAAGUAUUUUUUGCUUUAAUUAGUUAAUUGAUGAAAAUGGUAAUGGAUUACUUUCUUACUAAGAAAUAUCUUAAAGAUGUGAAAUGAUGAUGGAUUCAAUUAUGAAAUAUAAUAUUGGAGAACCUUGUACUAAUAAUAUGGUUGAUAUUGUAACUAAAUCUAUUUUUGAUGUAUAUAUUAUUAAAAUAUUUAGGCUGUUGAAAUGGAUUAUGAUGAAGAAAUUCCUAUUGAAAAAAUAAGAUUACUUAUAGAAAGUAGAAGUUAAGCUUCUAAGGCAUUACUGAUGAUGUGUUGUGGAGAUAUAAAUUAUAUUGAUUGA